UCGCAUUCGGGACGGAUCGAAUCGGGAAUCGUUCAGUUAAAUUUAGUGUUCUGACGAAGCGCAGUGAAAUGGUGACAAACCGAAACGAAAUAGAAAAUGCUAGCAGUAUUGAGCUGAAAACAAAGGAAAAGGACUUCAGUGAGAAUCUGACUUCCGGUGUGUCGAAAAAUGCGAAACCAUACCGUUCGCAUCGAUGUGUGACCCUCGUUGGGCUUACGAUUCUGCUACUGCUCGCGAUUGGAGUUGGAACUGUUCUGUUUCAUGAGGAUGUGAUGAACUUUUUUACAGUAGAGCAAACAGAACAUAUGACUACCGUGCUCAAUGGCAUUGACUACGGUAUUGAUCCUGAUACCAGUAGUUUAUCAAGUGUAAAUCCUACAGCUUCCGUGCUCGACGGUAUUGAUCUUGGCAUCGACCCAUUGGAAUCCGAAGACGAAAUAGUCUUACCGACAAAUGAGGAUGAUGAUGAUUCAGUGAUUUACAUCGAUGUCUCAACUGCUAACCGUAAGCCGUCGAUCAUUUACGAGGACGAUGAUGGCAGUGGUGAGAGCGGCAGUGACGAUGGCAGCGCAGAUUAUUAGCGAGAACCUGGCUGGAAAAUAUACUGACAAAUGAGUCGCGUGCAGCUCGAUUGCCCCCGUUUUUUUUGUGUGAUAAGGUUCGAGUUAUUUCUGGUCGUGUUUUAACAACAGUGCUUGUAAAUAUAACGAAAUGCGAUUUAUGAAUGGGAACAAUGUAGUUUAGGUAUUAUUGCAUUUAAUUUAUGUUGAUUAAAGGAUUCCCGUCCUGUUGAAUUGUU
Malaya genurostris is the source of this 799-nucleotide messenger RNA. RefSeq lists its product as uncharacterized. Lineage: Eukaryota; Metazoa; Arthropoda; Insecta; Diptera; Culicidae. The record is from RefSeq and is a predicted model, not a curated record. The transcript has a single exon. Bases 69 to 581 code for a protein of 170 amino acids.